GGACCUCAGGGGGUUUUCUCUUUUAAUCCUUCCUCUUCUAUUUUCCAUCUUCUUCUGAUCAUUUCCAGAUUCCAUUGGCAGGACCUAAAUUCCGAGUAAGACACGCAGUAAGGUGCAUUUAGAGUAGUAGAUGGUGACACACUGUGUACACCGUGUACAUUGGUUGCCGUUCGCGGCUUAUCGUUCGUAAUUCGGUAGCGAUAUCUGUUCAUCGAUCGCCUCAUUUUAGCUCCAAAGCUCGUCUUGACUCUCCAUGCACAACGUCUGGUCUGUGCCCCGCUUCCCACGUCUGAUGUUACGGACGGGGGGCGGGAACGCUGUCUUGGAGGAAAAUGUAGGGAAUCCCAGUUGGCAGCCGUUUCUCUUUAUCAAAACAGUUCCGCAGCGGAUAGACAUGUCUUGAUCUUCUGGUAAACCACUCCAAUCUACUGCAGCUAUGCGCAUCGCCGAAAUGGAGAGCUAUGUGACGACGUUCAGGUCGACCAACUCAAAGCCGAAAGAGACUUGCAGGCAGUGCAGAUACCGCAAGGUUCGAUGCGACGGAAGAGCAGGAAUCUGUAGCAACUGCGAACGCCUUUCUUUCGCCUGCUCCUUCUCCCAGGCAGCCUCGGAAGGCCACCAAGAUGCAGAUGCCCUGGGGUCAUCUCCCGUCGAAGUCCGUCCCGAGAGACGCAGGGCAAGCAAAGCGUGUGACGCCUGCCGAGAACAGAAGGUCCGCUGUUCCAGCGACGUACCGCAGUGUUUGAACUGCAAACGACGCCGAGUGCAAUGCACCUACCCGUCGUCCACGCGGAGGAGGGCACGGGACCGGGAGCUGGGUGAGAAAGACGCAGAGGCCUCCGGAAGUCCCGCCGCGUCAAGUCCGGCCCACCUGGCAACACCCAUCUCUCCCCGCCCAAGCACCGGGGAACCCGAGGAAGGUGGGUCAGACCACCACCCUGACCACCACCCAGACCACAGUGAGCCCACCGAGUCCGGCGAACACGGCGAGGUCGGUUCUUCCUUCGACCCUGACCCCCCGGCGCCAACAUCACCUAUCUUGGUCGAUUACUUCUUCGACGUUGUGUACGCCCUGCCUUCUUACGCAUUCCUGUAUAGACCCAGGACGAGGCAACGGUGGAUAAACGGCACCCUAGACGAGGCAUUGCGACUCGCCAUCUCCGGAGUAGCCUUAUCCCAUCAGGAUGCAGGGCGCAAGGCUGGUACCAGGGAGCAUUUCUUGGCUUCGCAGUGGAUUCGAAGAGCGGAGCGCAUGGUGUGGGACAGGCUAGAGUCGCCGACAGUAUCGCGCCUGCAGGCCCUCCUACUCGUCAUUCUCUACCAAAUCGACAGUGGCCAGUUUCAGAGAGCGUUCAUGUUGCUGUCGCUUGCUGCGAGGGCCGCAGCAGCCAUGCGACUGAACCACGAGCGGUCCGACCAGCACUCGGCGACUCUGGAGGUGCGGCGCCGCAUCAUGUGGUGCAUGAAGCUGGCGGAGAGAUACUUCUGCAUCGGCCUGCCCGAAUUCGAGCUUUGUCCACUGGAGAAUAUCUACCUGAGGAUGCCCAGUUGUGAGCGCGACUUUGCGGAGGGAAGCGCCGGGGUUGACAAGGACGGGCCUGGAGCAUAUCCCCUCUGCAUCAGACUGGAACGACUGCGCCGCGAUAUCAUGAGGCUGACCAGAUCGCUUGCCUUGUGCGAACAGCCCUUCCCAUCGAUGCCCAGCCUCGUGCAGGAUUUUGAGGCCGAACUCACGGCGAUAGGGGAGCAGAUGGAAGGUGGCCCGACCCUUACGAUGGAGAAGCUGUCCUGCAUCCUCCAUAGCCAGUGGCUCCCUCGGCACAUGCUAAUGCACCUCUCCUGGCACCAAUGCCACUGCGAUAUAUAUCGCCUGUUCCUCGUCGAUUACCGAGAGGCAGCCCCAAGGGUGGUGCUUGACGCGCUGGACCCUUCCUACUUCUCUCAUGCCGAGUCAUUGUGCUUCCACCACGCCACUUCCAUCAUCCAGAUCCUAUCGAAUCUCAACCAGCAGAGCACACAGCCCAGACUCCUCGAGUUCGACACGGCAAUCUGCGCCUACCAGGCUACCCGACUGGUGCUAUUCCUCUCGCGGACCGGAAAGAGCGGAAUCGUGCGCGCAACCGAGGAGUUCGCCCUCAGCCGGGCCGAGCUGUGCCUGGCGGCGCUGAAGCGCUUCUUCCCGGGCUCAAUAGUCGUGAAACCGAUUAUCGAAGAGAUGGGCCGCGCCAUUGCCGCUUUCCCAUCUCCGAGUAGCGACGAGCCAGAACAGCUGCCUGACCCCGAACCCAAGCCCGGGAGACGACUGGAAAGGCCCCCGCAGCAGCAGCUUUCAGCGGCCGCUAAAGCUCGCCAGCGACUCGCGAUUCACAGCCUACUCCGCCAAGCCGAUUUUUCGGACGGGGACGACGACGACACGCCGGUCGGGCCAUACCCAAGGACGGUGGAGGCCGGCAAUCCUGGCCUAGGCUCUACACCCGUGGUAAACUCGCCAAGACCCGACUUCCCCAAGAGGCAGCAACCACCCGGCGUCACGGUGGCGAGCCGGACACCGCCAGACAGCGUCUUGUCGGAAGGGAGUGAUAGCCAGAUCUCGCCGUAUUCUCCUUACGUCACAUUGGAAUGGCAGGACCGAGACUGGCUCUCCAAAGGGUUCGGCUCCCGUUGACAACCAUGAUUUCUCUGUUCGUAGAAACGAUCACAUCUUUUCCAUCUCAUGCUGGAACGAAUUGUGAGUGCCGCUCGGGGGGGCGGGGGCGCGUGGCCCUCUUGCCCAGGAUGGGAUGCCAAUUCGGGCUGGACUUGUGUCGUCGGGAGGCCACGUCUCAACCCCGGCGACCUGCUCAACGAGAACACCCUACAGUACUGGGAUAUAUCAAUAAGGGGGGUAUCAUCAGUGCGUUUGUGAGGGGUCCUCAGACAAACGAGCGCAGAAGACGAUCCAACCGGGUUAGA
Messenger RNA from Phialemonium atrogriseum, 2952 nucleotides. RefSeq lists its product as uncharacterized. Gene Ontology annotation, biological process: DNA-templated transcription; regulation of DNA-templated transcription. NCBI's taxonomy places the organism in Eukaryota, Fungi, Ascomycota, Sordariomycetes, Cephalothecales, Cephalothecaceae. The coding region runs from base 437 to 2665 and encodes 742 amino acids. Gene Ontology annotation, molecular function: zinc ion binding; DNA-binding transcription factor activity, RNA polymerase II-specific; DNA binding. Gene Ontology annotation, cellular component: nucleus. The transcript is spliced from 3 exons. The record is from RefSeq and is a predicted model, not a curated record.